CCGGGCAGGGGAGUGUGUAAGUAAAAGCCCUAUCCCACAGCAUGUGGAUGGGGACUGGAGCAUCUGGAGUCAGUGGAGCCAGUGCAGUAGAACCUGUGGCACCGGAGCCCAGUUCAGACAGAGGAAAUGUGACAACCCGCCGCCAGGUCCUGGUGGUAGUAACUGUCAGAAGGCCAGUGUGGAACAUAAAGUGUGUGAAGGUCCUCCCUGCCCUAAAGGAACACCCAGCUUCAGAGAGCUGCAGUGUCUCUCCCAUGACCGCCAGGCCGGAAAGAAGAAGAACAGCAUAUGGACCGCAGUCAAUAACGAUGAGAAGCCAUGUGCCCUGUUCUGUUCCCCUGUGGGGAGAGAUGCCCCCAUCCUGGUGGCAGAGAGAGUGAUGGAUGGAACACCAUGUGGACCCUACGAGUCAGACCUGUGUGUCAAUGGCAGGUGUCAGAAAAUCGGCUGCGAUGGCAUCAUCGGCUCGUCAGCCAAGGAGGACCGCUGUGGGGUGUGUAGCGGAGACGGACACUCCUGUAAGAUAGUCAAGGGAGACUUCAACCACACCAAGGGCAGGGUCUCCUCUAGCCACUGUAAGAGGGUUUCUACCUGUGUGAUGGCUAAACCAAGGGCUGUCCCCAAGUGUUUAUCAUGUUACAUCGAGGCUGCUGUCAUCCCCGUUGGUGCUAGGAGAAUCAAAGUUGUGGAGGACAAGCCCUCACACAGCUUUCUGGGUAACACACACACACACACACACACACACACACACACACACACACACACACACACACACACACACACACACACACACACACACACACACACACACACACACACACACAAGUUUUCUGACAAGUUAUAAAUAGAUCUCUAAGGUAUAUAAUGACUAACAUGACAAGAGGAUCUGAUGAUGCAAGAUGUGUUGAAUUGCAGGAAAUAAGCUUUAAACCUGCUAAAUUCUCUCACCGCCAACAAGACGGUUGUGCAACGUUUGUUUAAUUUCGGUGCUUGUACCCAUAGAAAUAGGGGUGUGCAGGGGGGGAGUGGGAUAUUCCCUAAUGCUGGAAGGGGGACCUGGAUGAAAACAGUUUGGGAACCCCUUUUAUAGACAACCGCACAAGUUCAUAUUAUCUGUCUAAUGAUGUGAACUUGUAUUCCCUAUAGCAGGGUACUCAACUACUAUCUGAAACGGUCCAGUGACACAAAUGUCCUCGGUGGCAAAGGUCCGGAUGGAUAUGGUCAUUUAUCGGCGCUGUGGUUCAGCAUAGUGACAAAC
This is a messenger RNA of Oncorhynchus keta (chum salmon), 1258 nucleotides long. RefSeq names its product A disintegrin and metalloproteinase with thrombospondin motifs 19-like. Gene Ontology annotation, molecular function: metalloendopeptidase activity. NCBI's taxonomy places the organism in Eukaryota, Metazoa, Chordata, Actinopteri, Salmoniformes, Salmonidae. The record is from RefSeq and is a predicted model, not a curated record. Bases 380 to 844 code for a protein of 154 amino acids. The transcript is spliced from 6 exons. Gene Ontology annotation, cellular component: extracellular matrix. Gene Ontology annotation, biological process: extracellular matrix organization.